This is a messenger RNA of Eutrema salsugineum, 2257 nucleotides long. Its product is annotated as 25S rRNA (cytosine(2870)-C(5))-methyltransferase. Gene Ontology annotation, biological process: rRNA base methylation; maturation of LSU-rRNA. Gene Ontology annotation, molecular function: RNA binding; rRNA (cytosine-C5-)-methyltransferase activity. The record is from RefSeq and is a predicted model, not a curated record. The transcript is spliced from 16 exons. NCBI's taxonomy places the organism in Eukaryota, Viridiplantae, Streptophyta, Magnoliopsida, Brassicales, Brassicaceae. Gene Ontology annotation, cellular component: nucleolus. Bases 33 to 2090 code for a protein of 685 amino acids.
CCGCGAGAAAAACCCUAAUUCUAAAAUUCGCCAUGGUUGUCCUCACUCGUAACAAGAACAAGGGGGCGAAAUCUCUAACUCCUCCAUCGAAAAAUGUGACUAAAACUCGGACGCCUCCUCUAUCGAAGAAUCAGGCGAAAUCUCAAAAUCCUCCAUUGAAGAAGGCGGAGAAGACCCAAACACUGGCACCGAAGAAGGGAGUAAAGUCCCAGAAGAAACCACCAUUGAAGAAGCAGAAGAAGGAAGUUGUGAAGGAAGUUCCUAGCGAUAGUGAUGAAGAAGUUUCCGAUGGUUCUGAUGAUGCCUCUACCGAUGUAGAAUCAGAAGAGCUUGAUGAAUCUGAUGAUGGACAGGAAGGCUCCAACGGGUUAGGUUCUUCUGGGUUUUUCUCUGAUGAUGAUGAUGAUGAUGAUGAUGAUGAUGAUGAUGAUGAUGAUGAUGAUGGUGAUGAUGAUGAAGAAGCAAACGAUGACGGUGAAGAGCUCUUGGGUGAUGACUUCCUCGAAGGUAGCGGUGCUGAAGAGGGUUCCCCGGACUCGAAUACUGACUCCGAUGAAGAAGAUAUGCAGACGAAAUCUGAAAUUAUUGAUAUAGAAAACGAAAAUCUGAAGAGAUUAGCUAAGCAAGAACUGGUGGAUUUCAACAAGGAAGCUGGACCUGAUGAACAUGAUGCGUUUCGGCUACCAACUGAAGAGGAGCUUGAAGAAGAAGCACGUGGACCACCAGAUCUUCCUCUACUGCAGAGUAGAAUAAAAGAGAUUGUUAGAGCUUUGUCAAAUUUUAAAGUUUUGAGGCCAGAAGGAUCCAGCAGGAAAGAUUGCGUUGAACAGCUCAAAUCUGAUCUUGCUUCGUAUUAUGGCUACAACAGUUUUCUUAUUGGGGCUUUGUUUGAGCUGUUUCCUCCUGUUGAACUUUUGGAACUAAUUGAAGCUUUUGAAAAGCAAAGGCCUACUUCUAUCCGGACAAACACACUUAAGACUCGAAGACGGGAUCUUGCUGAUGUGCUUUUGAACAGAGGAGUCAAUCUAGACCCAUUAGGCAAGUGGUCUAAGGUCGGACUUGUUGUUUAUGAUUCACAAGUGCCAAUCGGUGCGACUCCUGAAUAUUUGGCUGGUUACUACAUGCUUCAAGGUGCUAGUUCGUUUCUGCCAGUGAUGGCCCUUGCCCCUCGAGAGAAUGAACGGAUUGUGGAUGUAGCUGCUGCUCCUGGUGGUAAAACAACGUAUGUUGCUGCACUAAUGAAAAAUACCGGCUUAAUAUUUGCGAAUGAGAUGAAAGUACCGAGGCUCAAGUCGCUAACUGCCAAUUUGCAUCGCCUGGGGGUCACAAAUACCAUUGUUUGUAACUACGAUGGUAGAGAGCUACCCAAGGUGUUAGGCCAGAACUCCGUUGAUAGAGUAUUGCUGGAUGCACCUUGCAGUGGGACUGGGGUUAUAUCAAAAGAUGAAUCAGUUAAAACUUCGAAAACUCUUGAUGAUAUAAAACAAUUUGCUCACUUGCAAAAGCAACUCAUUCUCGCUGCUAUUGAUAUGGUGGAUGCCAAUUCCCAAACGGGUGGAUACAUUGUUUACUCAACAUGUUCACUUAUGGUUGCUGAGAACGAAGCUGUCAUUGACUAUGCUCUCAAAAAGAGGAGUGUUCAACUCGUAAAAACUGGACUCGAUUUUGGCCGAGACGGAUUUACGAAAUUUAGAGGACAACGGUUUCAUCAUUCUUUAGAGAUGACUAAACGUUAUUAUCCUCAUGAACACAACAUGGACGGCUUUUUUGUAGCAAAGCUGAAGAAAAUGAGCAACAUGAAACCAUCUUCAGAAGAUGAUGACGAGGCGGUAGAAACUGUAGAACAAGCUGAUGAUGAAGCUGAGGCCGAUGAAGAGAUGGAAACUAAAGAAAACAAGAAGAAGGAGAAACUUGCAAAAUCAAAGGAGAACAAAACAGGCAAAAAAGAUAAGAAAUCAAAAUCUAAACUUGGAAAUGUAGAACGUCCAAAGAAGCAAAAGAAGAAGAGAUCUGAUUGGAAGAAGGAAAUUGCUCAAGCUAGGGAAGAGAAAAGAAGAGCCAUGAGAGAGAAGUCGAAGGAGAAGCAAUGAUUCGGUGUAUUUUGCAUCAAUUCAAGUGACCCUCCUAAAAACGUUUUUGCGCUUAUCAUUGAUUCAAUUUUCUGCAUGUAGUUUGUUUUUAUUGCACGUACAAACUGAUAUGAAACCGUAAACCGAAUACAAUUGUACAACCGUAGACAAAAUAUUGAAAGUUGAAA